UUCUAUCCCUUCCGUGGCCCUCACGAGGUACCCGAUCCACAAAACCCUACGCCAACUAUAAAACCAGCCACAACCGAAGUCAAAGUGCGCACCAGUCUCCCAAAGUCCCAGUUUCUGCGCCGCUGAUUUGAUUCGAAGAUGAGCUACCAGAUCUGCAGGUCGGCUUCGAGGGCUGUGAGGUCCCUCCUCUCGGCUUCUAAGAGCUCGCCGAUCCUCUUUGAGGGACGAGCUAUUGCAGCAACUACAGUAAACAAAUCAAGAGGAAGGUAUUCUACUUUGUCCUCCCUUUAUGUGGGUGCCAGUUACAAGAGUACAUAUGGUGGAUGGUUACCUGCUGCUCUGGCUCUUCCAGCUGCAGUGUACAUGCUUCAGGAGGAGGUUCAUGCAGCUGAGUUAGAAAGGACUUUUAUCGCAAUAAAGCCAGAUGGAGUCCAAAGAGGCCUGAUAGCAGAGAUAAUUUCACGUUUCGAACGCAAAGGGUAUAAGCUGGUAGCUAUAAAAUUGGUAGUUCCUUCCAAUGAGUUUGCUCAGCAGCAUUACCAUGAUCUCAAGGAGAGGCCUUUCUUUAGUGGCUUAUGUGACUUUCUGAGCUCGGGUCCUGUACUUGCCAUGGUUUGGGAAGGGGAGGGAGUUAUAAAGUAUGGUAGAAAACUUAUUGGUGCAACAGACCCACAAAAAUCAGAGCCGGGAACCAUCCGAGGUGAUCUUGCGGUUGUUGUUGGAAGAAACAUAAUCCAUGGAAGUGACGGACCUGAAACGGCUAAAGAUGAGAUUGCCCUCUGGUUUUCACCUACCGAACUUAUUUCUUACGCCAACAAUGCGGAGAAGUGGAUCUAUGGAGUUAAUUGAUUAGCAUCUCAAAUAAUUUCUAUUUAAAUUCUUUGGCCGUACUUAAUAGCCAAAAUAUGCAAAAUUUGCAUUCCUACUAACUAUUUCUGAUUGUGGAAAAUCCACAUGAUAAAGGGUAAUAAUGAUGAAUAAGUCCUGUCUUUUCGAGAAGCAGCUGCCACCAUGAAAUUGUUCUUUCAGGCAGUUGGCUUAUGUAACGUUUGAUUUAAUAAGCCCUGAAUGAUCACUUGUCCUUAUAACACUCAAAAUGAAGAGGCAAAAUAACCCUAAACUUCACAGAAUUCUACUUGUGAAACACCAUUGUGGAAUGUUGCAUUCACCAUAAUUAGUUGUUGUAAUGAGUAUUAUUAGGGUUGAAGAUCA
Messenger RNA from Dendrobium catenatum, 1212 nucleotides. RefSeq names its product nucleoside diphosphate kinase 3-like. Lineage: Eukaryota; Viridiplantae; Streptophyta; Magnoliopsida; Asparagales; Orchidaceae. The record is from RefSeq and is a predicted model, not a curated record. The coding region runs from base 139 to 849 and encodes 236 amino acids. The transcript has 7 exons. Gene Ontology annotation, molecular function: nucleoside diphosphate kinase activity. Gene Ontology annotation, biological process: CTP biosynthetic process; GTP biosynthetic process; UTP biosynthetic process.